CGCCCAUUACCUCGUCUACUGACAACCACUCCCACCUCUCUAAUCAAGCGGGUGGCCUUCACCCCACGGUCCCGCCCCUCCACCUCCCAUUCUUCCUCCUCCAUAUCCUCGAGUCGCCAGCAAUGAAGGGUCUACGCAUGGACGAACUCUCGGCGGAGGUAGAAGUCCUAGAAUCGAAGCUCGCCAAAACCGCCGAAUUGACCAGCAAAAUCUCGCUUUCGCUAAAAAAGCUAUCCGCCAGCGCGCAGCAGGUUGAGACUGCCGUCAAGCCAAUAUACUCCAAGACGCAAUCGCUUACUGUGCUCUCGUCGAAUAUCGACGAGACUAUCAAUGCGAUUGACCGAGUGCGCCAGCCAUCGGAUGCUGUGUCGAAGGAGGAGGGGACCAUACGACGGGGGCCACAGAAAGUCGGGCUUACCGCGUACCUGGCAUCGCUGAAGCGGGUUAAUGAGGGCUUGUCCGUGCUGAAGCAGUCGAAUCUACGGAGCUCCCAGAAGGUUGUGCAGCAGAUGACGGGGCUGCUGAAGGCCGGGAGCAUGCAGCUAGAAGAGCUAUUCCGACAGUCGUUGGCCGAGGACUCGCAGUCUGUAGAACCGCUACAUUAUAUCACCAAAGAUCUUCCGUUCCCGACCUUCAGCUCGCAGAAAACGAAUACCCUUGCUGUUUUGAACGAUUUCCUUUCCUCAACGCUUGCUACAGCAUCAGGGCUACAGUCCAAUGCUACCACGAUCUAUGCCGAAGUGCGUGGGCCGUACAUUACCUCCUCGUUAUCCACACUCGCUCUCGCGGCAAUCAACACGACUCGUCGCAAUACCACGGCGGCGUAUGAGAGGGGCUCGAACGGUAUCGGAAUGUAUACAAGCUCACUAGAAGGCAUAUUCGACGCCGAGUACGAAAACAUCUGCCACCUCUUCGCGUCAAACACCUGGUCGACGGUGUACCACGGCACCACUGAGCCCGCCAUGGCCGUGUUCAAGCGUACGAUACAGGAUCUCAACACCUUCAUCACGCGAAACAUGUCCACCGAUUUGUAUCUCGCCUACGAGAUCAUUGAAUGCGUGCAGCCGACCAGUGCCCGGCUGAAAUCCAAGACUGGAGAGCAGAGGGAGUUCACGGAUGCUCUGAAACCGAUACGACAGACGGCGCAAAGCAGCUUCAACUUUAUGCUCGAAGACUUGAAGCGUGCUGGGCAAAUAAUGGUGGUGCUGCCGGUAGACUUCACCGUCGCCGAAAUCACCAAGGACACCAUGGCACGCCUGCAAAAGUUAUCGGAAUACCAAUCGUCAAUCUCGAGUCUCCUCGUCGCCCUCGGCGACGGAAACUGGAAGCGUCCCUAUGACUCUCUGAAUCCGAAUCUCACCUCCUUUGACGUGGGCGCGGACGGUGCUCUCCUGCUAUCCCACUUCCUCCUCGAGAUGGUGGACCAGCUCAUCACCGAGCUCGAAGGCAAAUCACAUGGUCUCCUCAAGAAGAAAUCGAAUAUUGCAGUGUUCAUGACCAACAACGUAUCCUUUAUCGAGGCCACUAUCCGCCGCAGUGACUUGAGCAAGAUCAUGACGGGCACUGCACUCAGCAAAAUCGAGAAGUGGAGGAAGGAUGCUAUCAAGCUGUAUAUGGAGUCCUGGAAGGAGUGUGCAGCUUUCCUGAUGGAUGUUACGUACACCAAGCAGCAGCAGGGUGGUAAGGGCCUUACGGGCAAGGAGAAGGAGGGGGUUAAAGAUAAAUUCAAGAACUUCAAUAUUGCCUUUGAAGAUUUGGUCACCAAGCACAAGGCCUAUAACUUCGAUAAAGACGUGCGGACCAUGCUCUCCAAGGAGAUUGGAUUCGUGGGCCCACUUUAUGGAAGGUUCUAUGAUAAGUAUAAGGACGUCAUCAGCUCGAAGUAUGUCAAAUACGAUCGGCCGAGUUUGGAUGCGAUACUGGGUGGAUUGUAGUUAAUCGGAUGGGCUACGAAGGGGAUGGAGUUUUAUAUCAUGGCGCUUUGUGUUUUUCCUGUACGUUUUAAUGAUGGUGGCGAUACCCAGUUAAUUUAAUCAGCGGGUACUUCUUAUACAC
Messenger RNA from Tricharina praecox, 2055 nucleotides. RefSeq names its product Cullin repeat-like-containing domain protein. The coding region runs from base 123 to 1934 and encodes 603 amino acids. Gene Ontology annotation, biological process: exocytosis. The transcript has 6 exons. The record is from RefSeq and is a predicted model, not a curated record. Gene Ontology annotation, cellular component: exocyst. NCBI's taxonomy places the organism in Eukaryota, Fungi, Ascomycota, Pezizomycetes, Pezizales, Pyronemataceae. Gene Ontology annotation, molecular function: phosphatidylinositol-4,5-bisphosphate binding.